Molecule: messenger RNA, 2277 nt
Organism: Mytilinidion resinicola
Lineage: Eukaryota; Fungi; Ascomycota; Dothideomycetes; Mytilinidiales; Mytilinidiaceae
Exons: 1
Coding region: 1-2277 (758 amino acids)
Biological process (GO): transcription by RNA polymerase III
Cellular component (GO): transcription factor TFIIIC complex
Molecular function (GO): protein binding
Source: RefSeq, a predicted model, not a curated record
AUGGCGGAAGACGUGCGGAGAUCGGGGCGAGCCCGGCAGCCCAACAAGAAAUACACGGUUGACCCCUUCGAAGGUCUAGAAAAAGCUUUAUAUGCAUCGAGUGACUCUGGCUCUAGCAGCACGUCGGCGCCUCCACGCGAAGAAUCGGAGGAUGACGUCGAAUUUGUGGUGCUAGACGAUGCUCCCGAGGAAGAAGAGGACGAUGAGGAGCUUCACGGCGACGUUGUUCCCUCGUCUGACUCUGAGCAAGAGGGCUUCGAUGAGCCGGGCAACGACGAGGUUGCUCUAGACGACCUGGAGCCUGGCCCGCUUACUGGGACUGAUAUUGAGCGACUCGGACGGCAUCGUGUUCCAAGCCGACGCGCUGUCAUAGGCUUGCGAUUGCGUAACCUCAAGGGCGUUGCAUUCCGCACCGAAGUUCAAUCUGGGACGCAUACUCGGGGAGUUAACGAAUUCAAAACCAAGAGCGCGAAAGAGCAAAGAGUUUUGUACAUGUUCGGCCCCACUAAGGAGGACAUUGAGCCUGUUCUGAAGACUAGAGAUAAGUGGCUCUGGAAUCCAACUUUACCCUCACGCACAACUGGUGACGAUGGAAUCGGUGGCAUGGGGCCAAGUUUCUAUGUUUCAAAAGGGGUCAAAGAGAAGGAAAAGAACCAGACACGAAACUGGUACUUUGGAAAGGGAGGAAAGGAUGCUUUCGCCUCUGGACAGCAAAGCGAGCUCUUGAGCAGUGGGGAUGCUCAGAUAUAUAUGCCGAAAACAGAGGGCAACUUUCACAACUUCGUCGCAGGACCCGCGCAUAAGCAAAAGCUAUUUACGCUCAAGACAGGGGAGAGCGUGAGAAUAUCAGAGCCAUUCGAAGAUGACAGAAGCGGGUUCAUCCUCAACCUCGGUGCCAAAAUCCUGGAUCUUCAAUGGGCGCCAAUCGUCCAGGGAUCUACCCAUUACCUCGCCAUAAUUGUAAAAAAAGAGAAUCCAUCCAUCAAGAAGGGUUCAAACUUCAAGUCGCCUGCAUACGCUCCCCAGCUACCGUUUCCUGCCUCCAUCCAGAUAUGGGCCUUCAAAGCUCUGGAAGAUGGCACUAUGGACUCGCAGUCUCCGCCCUAUCUCGAAGUAGCCAUUUGUACAGAUUGGGCCAAUAUCAAGGAGCUGAAAUGGUGUCCAGUUACCAUGUCAGAUUCCAACGAAUCCGACGACCAUACGACGAUGCACCUAGGCCUCCUCGCCGCCAUCUUCGGCGACGGCAAACUACGCGUCCUCGAUAUCACCUAUCCAAAAUCAACAUCCCCAACCUACCUCCACAUCACCCACUCCGCCUUCGAGUCCUGCCCCGCAGACACAGUUUUCACAUGUCUAACUUGGGUCUCUUCCCGCACUAUCGCUGCCGGCACCGCCAUCGGCACCGUUGCCGUCUACACUCUCGACUCCACCACCCUAUCUACCUCUGAUCCGCGCGCAGACGCAGUCCCCUGGUUCUACCAACCUAUGCAAGACUCCUACAUACUCGCCAUCGCCUCUGCCUACCCCUCCCGCCCCUCCUACCUCAGCACCCUCUGCUCAGACGGGCACAUGCGCCUCAUCGACCUGCGUAGUCCCUCAAUGGACACUACGGGGGCCUCCCGCCAGCGCGUCUUCUGCCGCCCGCUGCUAUGGCACGAGCAUAGCCAGUCUUUCGUCGCUACGGACGAAAACUUCUACGUGCGUUUACAUGGACUGCGCCGCUUUUACAUGCACACCCUCGUCCUCCGCUGCCCAUCAUUCGUGACUUGCGCAGCGGUGGGUACCGCGCAUCCGAUCCUCAUGACUGGUAGCGCAGGUGGCGAAGUCACGACGAACAACCCUCUCCGACGAGCUCUCGACGUGAAAUGUGAGAGCUGGCAGCAGGUGUGGUUCCAAUAUGAGUACAGACGGCCGAUAAAGCCACCCGGCAUCAACGGCAACGCAGCCGGCUCAUCCGCUCCUCCACUCACCCCUCAAGACGCGGCUUCCCAACCCCUCUCCCGCUUCAUAACCGGCCACGAACCUACCCAGCAACUCUUGCAGCGGCCCAAUGGGCACGCCUAUCCCGCCUCAGCUUCAGAUCCAAACUCGCCCUUGAAUCCUAAAGAUGUUAACAUUGGUUCAGAUGGGGGACCGCUGGCGCCGACUAUCUAUGAGGAGGAGCAGGCGGUUACGGCGUUGGCGUGGAAUCCGAAUAUUAGAGUCGGUGGGUGGGCGGCGGCGGGGUUGGGGAGUGGCCUGGUGAGGGUGGAGGAUUUGUGUGUGCAGACUCUCUGA